GAACCCGCCCACCACGAGAACUGGUCUGACGCAGACACUGCACCAUGGCCCAGCCCGCACAGUAUGCCUUGAGGGGGCAGGCGAAGGCGCCACACGCGCCACCUGCGCCACGUGCGCCACGUGCGCCACGCGUCACGCCAGCGUCACGCUCGUCCGAAAGGACGGCGAGACAUGGUCAGUUCCAAGGUCACUUCGCUUGGGCUCCCAUUGGGGCCGCCGCGUGCCUCUCCUCCCGGCGAAGUGGUCACACCAAACGCUCCAAGCGGUUUACGCUGGUCAGAGCAGCAGUGUCCGAGAUCUCCUGGGAGGAGGACGUCGUCGAGAAGCUACCCAUUCCAAAGGGAACACCUGUGAAGGUAGUCGGCGAUGACGUCAUCUUCUGGCACGUCCCGGGUUCCAAAGGGAAGCCGUACAACCCAAAGGGCCUGGAGGGCGAAGUGACCUCGGUGAUCGAAGACCCGCACCUCACGGCGAAUCGGCCGAUCCUGGUGAAGCUCACGAAGGCGCCUGGAACUGAGAAGUUCAAGGCCUUCAAUGCACACUUUGAACGAGAUGAGAUCGAGAUCAUCACGGAGUCAAGAGUCGCGGAAGAGGACGUUGGAGAGGUACAGAAUGUGGAAGCGACAGACAGCGAGACUUCUGCGAACUUGACCCAUCUGAAGGAUGACCGCUGGGUGAUCAACCUCUUAUAUGAUGGGGAUUGCCCCUCCUGCAUGAAGCAGGUUGAAUUUCUGCAGAAGCGGAUGGACGAGAACCCUCAGUACCAGGGCUUGGUGGCUUUCACCAACUUGCACGAUCCAGACUAUGAUCCAGCUCUCUGUGGUGGAGUCAUCUUUGAGGAUGGCAUGCGACACAUUCAUGCUGUGACGCGUGAUGGAGAGGUCAUUGCUGGCAUGGAUGUAUUCCGAAGAAUCUACAGCAUUGUCGGAAUGCAAUGGGUGUACGAGAUCACGACCUUGCCUCUGGUCGGCGAGUUUUUUGAUUGGUUGUACGAUUGGUUUUCGGAGUACCGACUCCGGGCGGCGGGCCGCGACGACAUCCUGGAGAAGGUCCAUAACCACCAGGCCAAAAUCCAGGAGCUGUCUGCCACGGAAUGCGACGUGGAAUGCGAGGCCGUCCGCCAUCGGCUUCAGGUGGACUGGGACCACUUGGACCAGGCCCCGAAGAUCGCGACCCCCCGCCCCGCGGUGGCCGCCGCCCGCGCGGACUGAUCCGUCGCGAGCUGCCGCUGCCGCUGCGCUGCGUAGCGAGCAGCCGCAGCGAACCGUCGCGGGCGAGGGCGCAAAAGAGUCCGCGCCGGAGA
Durusdinium trenchii is the source of this 1303-nucleotide messenger RNA. NCBI's taxonomy places the organism in Eukaryota, Dinophyceae, Suessiales, Symbiodiniaceae. The record is from the annotation of a GenBank genome assembly.